Molecule: messenger RNA, 600 nt
Organism: Helianthus annuus (common sunflower)
Lineage: Eukaryota; Viridiplantae; Streptophyta; Magnoliopsida; Asterales; Asteraceae
Product: 60S ribosomal protein L27
Exons: 1
Coding region: 77-484 (135 amino acids)
Biological process (GO): translation
Cellular component (GO): ribosome; cytosolic large ribosomal subunit
Molecular function (GO): structural constituent of ribosome
Source: RefSeq, a predicted model, not a curated record
UCAUCACAUUCCAUCAAACCCUAGAAACCCUAGCAACAAUCCACCAGUGUGCAACAGGUAAGCUGCGGCGGCGAAAAUGGUGAAGUUUCUAAAACCUAACAAGGCAGUAGUCGUCUUGAACGGCCGUUUCGCCGGCCGGAAAGCGGUGAUCGUCCGGCAAUUCGACGACGGAACUCGCGACCGUCCGUACGGCCACUGUCUGGUUGCCGGAAUCUCAAAAUAUCCCAAAAAAGUGAUCCGAAAGGACUCUGCGAAGAAGACGGCGAAGAAGUCUCGAGUGAAGGCGUUCAUCAAGCUCGUGAACUACAAUCAUAUUAUGCCGACGAGGUACACUCUUGAUGUAGAUCUGAAAGAUGUUGUUACGGCUGAUGUGCUUACGUCACGUGAUAAGAAGGUGACUGCGUGUAAGGAGACCAAGGCUAGGUUUGAAGAGCGGUUUAAGACCGGGAAGAACAGGUGGUUUUUCUCCAAGCUCAGGUUUUAAAGAAGCGGUUAUAAGGUGUUUGUUUCUGUUUUGUUAUUGGUAUUGUUAGACUUAUUUUGAUUUAAUGCAUUUUGAACUUGAAAUUUUCAGUAUUGGAUUCAUGUGGUUGAUCUUUU